GCUUACUGGCCGCAGUAUGCUUCUGCCUUGAUAUUUUUUAUUCUGUCUAAGGAAAUUUGAAAGCUUAAAAAAGAUGCACAUUCAUGAAUAUUGAAGUGGGUAUUUCUGCAUAACAGCCUUUUUUCUCAUUCAAAGAUUCAUCUUUUCUUGCUUUAUCAAGAUUGUUACAGUACUUUCUGGGCGAUUAGAAUUUUGUACAAAAAUCUAAUUCACUCUACUACUGUAAUACCUGUAAGAAAGUGAGGAUUUUUUUUUUUCUUCUGAUUUUAGAAGACCUAAUUCUGAAGAAAGUCUUCAGAAGUCAAAGAAACUUUAUCUGAAUGGAGGAUCCAUCGGUUACAAAAGAUAUGGACAAUGAAGAUACGGCAUUGAAGAGUCUGCUUGAUACUUUUGGUUCUGCAUUCUCUCUUGAGGAGAUUGCUUCUGCUUAUUGCAAGGCAGGCCAAGAUGCUAGCCUGGUUGGUGAUAUUUUGUGUGGAAUGCGGACAGGUCCAUCUGCCAAUGCAACCCAUGUAUCAAAGGGAUUGAUAAAUAGUGAAAUUUCUUCAAAACCUCCUAUUUAUAAUGAUUAUGACAAGUCAUGUGAAGCUAAUAGGAGCAACUCUCAAGCCUCAAAGUUGAAAAGAAAUCCUAUAUCGAUGGGUACGAAUUCUAGUUAUGCUGGGAAGGAAUAUGUUUGGCGCGUUGCUGGAUCAAAUAAAAGUCCUAAUGCAACAAAGCCUCUGAAAGUAGAGGUGCAUUCAGUGGCUCCCGUUUCAAAAGUUCAUGGGAAAAGUUGUGUUUGGCGUAUUGCCAGAUCAGAUGGAACUCUCAAUGGGACAGAACCUUUGAAACCAGAGGCAAACGAUUCCUCAGUGCCUGUCAAUACUUCUGAAGAAUCCUUGCUUUCAAGGGAUGAUAAUUUGAGUUUUUCUGACAGAUCCUCGUCAGCAAGCGAUGUCAGUUCAAAUGAUGACAUUGAGAAUUUUCUGUUUGAAAUGCUUGGACAUGGAUCUCAACUGGAAAGAAGUGCUAUUCGAGAAGUCUUAGGUGAUUGUGGACAUGACAUGAAGAAGAGCAUGGAGACAUUGCUAGCUCUUAUGGCUGCAAAUCUUGACAAAAGGAAUCCAUGUGAGGGAAUUAAUCUGCAGACGAAUUCCAAGAAUCUUUCAUUUGAAAAUCAAGUGCAAAAACAAAGUAAUGAGUGUAGGACCAUGAGAACCAAUUUGAUCCCAUCAAGGAUAUCCAGUGAUAGUUGUGAGCGAGCAGACUUGAUUGCGAGUGCUCCUGUUCUGAAAAAUGCUACAAGAUCUUGGGCAACCAGAGAAAUGGUGACUGAACCUUUGAAUGACAUUGCUGAGGAUUGUGAGGUUAAGGCCACAAGUCUUCACUUUAACAAUGUGAAAGAUGAAGCCAAAGAGGGUAGCUAUUAUAUCCUUCGCAAAGCUGUAAAAGAACAUCGCGAGACAAUGAAGCAAUAUUAUAAAGCUGCUGCAGAAGCGUUUGCAAAGGGUGAUCGUGGACGGGCGACAUUACUGCUGGAAAAGGGACAGUUCUAUUACAACAAGGCUCGUGAAGCUGAUGAAGAAUCAGCCUCAAAAAUUUUUGAGACCAGUGGAGAUGGCAAGAUGCAAGAAGAAAUGUCUCUUGACUUGCAAGGUCACGAUGCUAAAGAAGCAAUUAGUCUUGUGAAAAUUCACCUUCGUACAUUAUCUGGCAUUCCUCUGGUUAGGGAUCUGAAAAUUAUUAUUGGAACUGGUGAUCAAGAUGCUGAAAAGCGCAAGCGACUGAUUUCAAAGCUAUUGCAGAGGGAAGCCAUUAGAUGGAUUGAAGAUGAGACUUCCGGUGCAUUCUUGAUACGCUUAGAUGAAAUCAACCCAAAACGCCUUAGCUUUGGUCGAAAAUAAUACGAGAAUAUUAUACACAUGGGUUUGAAUCAUUUUGAAUUCAUCCAAAGGCCAUUUGCGCUUACUUCUUGUUCAUGAAGAACCCAAUAUAGGGUCAUUCAUUUUAAAGGCUAUUUCUAUGGCUGUUGAUUCUUAAGGUAAUUAUUGUAAACUGAUCAAGAUUCGCUUGCACAAGCUUCCUAAUUUGCGAUGCUAUUCAUUCUUUUUGUUUCUCAUGUAUAUUGGUAUUCUUUAGUGUCAAAUACAUGAGAAGAAGCUCCCAAAGAGUGAUUUAAAGAGUUGUAAUUGGUAAAAAAGGUUCCUGAUGAACAAAAGUACAACUUAUUUUUUUAAGUUCCCAAAGAAAUGAAAGAAAUUACAAUUGCAA
Molecule: messenger RNA, 2253 nt
Organism: Chenopodium quinoa (quinoa)
Lineage: Eukaryota; Viridiplantae; Streptophyta; Magnoliopsida; Caryophyllales; Amaranthaceae
Product: putative nuclear RNA export factor SDE5
Exons: 12
Coding region: 321-1886 (521 amino acids)
Source: RefSeq, a predicted model, not a curated record